Messenger RNA from Topomyia yanbarensis, 1889 nucleotides. RefSeq names its product protein maelstrom homolog. Gene Ontology annotation, cellular component: nucleus; P granule. The transcript has 2 exons. The coding region runs from base 189 to 1718 and encodes 509 amino acids. The record is from RefSeq and is a predicted model, not a curated record. Gene Ontology annotation, biological process: regulation of miRNA-mediated gene silencing; negative regulation of DNA-templated transcription; spermatogenesis. Gene Ontology annotation, molecular function: sequence-specific DNA binding. Lineage: Eukaryota; Metazoa; Arthropoda; Insecta; Diptera; Culicidae.
AUAACGUUGUGUCUUUCCGCGUGUCUUUAUAUUUGAAACAUUGUCUUUGGUUAAAAACGAAAGAAAAAUAAACGUGGUUUUCCUUUAGCGGCAAUAAAUGUUUUUUCUAACGAAUAUUCUAGAGUAAAAUCAAUAGCAUAUCAUUAGGUGCUUUUCUUUGGCAGCUGCUUUGGUUUUGGAAAUAAGAUAUGCCAUCGAAAAAAGGCCAAAAAGCCGCGGCCAAGGGUCCGUUCUACUUCUUCAUGAUGGAGUACAAGCGUAAGGAGGAGGCCACCGGUUUUCGCUUCACUGGUGGGAUGACUGAAGUAAUGCAACGGGCCGGUCCCCACUGGGAGAAGUUGGCACCCUAUGAACGCGAGCCAUACAAUGUUCAAGCGAAGAAAUACAAGGCGCACCCAACCGAUCUGCUCGGUGAACGUUACACAUCUCAAGGAAUCCCGUUCUCGCAAGUAGAGACGGCUGCACAAGCACGUCGAAAGCAAGAAAUGGAGACACAGAAGACCAUUGUUGAAAUAAUACAAACGGCCGUAAGCGCGAACUCACUGGAGCAGUUGGAAAUAUAUUUGAUUUCAUGUAAUUAUUUCUGUGUUACAACGUCGAACGAUUAUGUUCCGGCGGAAGUGGCUCUGGUCAAGUAUAGUUUAGAAAGAGGAAUUAUCGAUAAAAUGAAUAUUCUGGUCAACCCACAAGAACUGCCACUGGGAAUGGCGCACGAUGCUGAGUUGCACACAAAUGAGACUCAUCAGUUACCUCUACCGCCCGAUGCAAUUGGAGAAUCAGACUAUGAAAAAGUUUUAAAAAUGAUAUUCAAAUUCACGGAAGGUUCGUCGAGUAAGAAGCGUCUACCAUUGCUCUUUACUUAUAAUAAAGAUCAAGCAAUGGUUAGAAAUAUUCUUUUUGGACUACUGGAUGCGACUGGCAUUGACAACUUGGAGCCGAAAGUUUAUCCACUAGUCGAUUUAUUCUUUUAUCUAAAACAAGCAACCGAAAACUACGGGUUAGAUAUCUGCACUUUUCCUUCAGUGCAUAUGGCCAAGGCACUGCUGGAGAAAGAUGUAUAUGCCUACACGUUGGGUAUAGGCUGCGAAGUUCACGAAGGAUUGAACAAUUCUGUUCAAUGUGCACUCUCAAAAUGUGUUCGCUGGGCUUACACAAUUUCUGAUAGCUGCUGUUUGGAUAUGGGAAUUGAUAUGGAGGGAGGAAAGCAUCUUCCGGAAAAUAUGACUCUUCCGACUGAUGUAACUGAAACCGUUUCGUGUAUAUCUUCUCGAUUCAGCAAAACUGUUGUGCUUACGGAUUUAACUCGCAAUGGACCAUUGCGUCGUCCUCGAAGUUUAGAAAGAAAGGACGGUGAUAAGACAAACACUACGAUAUACAGCAGCCGAGUCGGUACAGCAGUUCAGACUACGGAUAAGUUUAAUAAUCCUCGCGAUUAUCCUACUAUCAGUGAAACCUUUAACACCACAAAUCCGUUCCGGAAUUUUAAUCCAGAUAAGGAGGAGAAAUUUAAAUCGAACGUCAAAGUUGAAGCAAUUCCAAAGAAGAAUCCAUGGUCUCGUGAGAUGAAACUGAACGAAGCACGUGUCCCGCUUGAGGAUCAAAUACCUGUAGUCGGACGGGGAAGAGGAACUCUAGCAACAUUGUCUGGUGGACGCGGAAAUUGCUUGAAAUCAUUUGCGUCCGUUCUGAGCCAUGGUCGGGGAAAUUUGAACUACUGACUUGGAAUGUCCAAAGGGGAUGUCAUACUACUAUGAUAAAUGUAUCGAUAAUAAGUGCUCUUCUGGAAUGUUGGAUGUUUAUCCCAGUUGAACUAAAUAUUACAUGAUAAAUGUAAUUUCUAUUUUACUACAUUGGUCAAGAGACAAUAAAGAAAAACGUUAAACCAUUUA